GAAGGAACAGUCGAUGACUGCUCCGCCCCUCUAGUGAGCAGGAAGGGGCGGGAGACGACCAAGUGAGUAAUACAUUAGCAGCGACGGCCCUUUAGGCGAGGCAGGACUCUGCUGCUGAGGCGAGCAAAGAGGCACCCAAUAUGGCCCCUGCUGCAGAGGCAGCUGUGGUAGCAGCAGAGGGCCGGAGGGUAGACGAGGAGGCCGAUGCCGGCCGGCUCUUGCUGCUAGUGAAAAAGGAGAAGGAGGAUGCGAUGGCAACCGUGGUCCGCAGCUGAGAAGAGGUGCUGUCGCCGCCGCCGCGAGCUUAGGACAAUUCCAAAGAUACUGUCUCCUGCAUAGACUUGCCCAUCUUCGGAGGAGGCCCUAUUAAUUGUUCUACAGCCUGCAGAGGUUCAUCUCAUGGCAACUUGGAAGAGAGCCUUCUCACAGUGUCCCCCAGCUUGUGGAAUAAACACCCCACUGAGAAAAGGCUGAUGCCAACUAUGGUUAUAUUUCACACUAUGUGCUGAUUGUCUGUACUUACAGAAGAUAUUUAAAAACAAAAUUUUCAAAAAAAAAAUUGAUUCCAGUGGAAUCUGUGCUUUAGAUUUUGUCUCGUGAAGUAACGCCUGAAGCAAUGCCUGUGCAAGCUCCACAAUGGACAGAUUUUCUUUCCUGCCCUAUUUGCACACAAACAUUCGACGAAACAAUUCGGAAACCCAUCAGCCUGGGCUGUGGCCACACAGUAUGCAAGAUGUGCCUGAACAAACUCCACCGGAAGGCAUGCCCCUUUGACCAGACCACUAUCAACACAGAUAUCGAACAUCUUCCUGUGAAUUCAGCCUUGCUGCAGCUUGUGGGUGCUCAGGUGCCAGAACAGCAGCCAAUAACUCUACGUAGUGGUGCUGAAGAUACCAAGCAUUAUGAGGAAGCCAAGAAAUGUGUAGAAGAACUAGCCUUGUACCUUAAACCACUCAGCAGUGCAAGAGGUGUGGGACUGAACAGCACCACUCAAAGUGUACUCAGUCGCCCUAUGCAAAGGAAGCUUGUGACACUGGUCCACUGCCAGCUAGUGGAGGAAGAAGGAAGGAUCAGGGCUAUGCGUGCAGCACGAUCACUGGGUGAAAGAACCGUCACAGAGCUCAUUCUUCAGCACCAGAACCCUCAGCAACUCUCUUCCAACCUUUGGGCUGCAGUGAGAGCCAGGGGCUGCCAAUUCCUUGGACCAGCAAUGCAGGAGGAAGCCCUCAAGUUAGUACUUUUGGCUCUGGAAGAUGGUUCUGCUUUGUCUCGGAAGGUCUUGGUUCUCUUUGUGGUACAGAGGUUGGAGCCACGAUUUCCUCAGGCUUCUAAAACAAGCAUUGGGCAUGUUGUCCAACUUCUAUACAGAGCCUCCUGUUUCAAGGUUACUAAACGUGAUGAGGAUUCAUCCCUGAUGCAGUUGAAAGAGGAGUUCCGAACCUAUGAAGCUCUGAGACGAGAACACGAUUCCCAGAUUGUGCAAAUUGCUAUGGAGGCUGGUUUGCGCAUUGCCCCAGAUCAGUGGUCUUCAUUGCUAUAUGGCGACCAGUCCCACAAAUCCCAUAUGCAGUCAAUUAUUGACAAGUUGCAGACCCCGGCCUCUUUUGCCCAGAGUGUUCAGGAACUAACAAUUGCUCUCCAGCGGACUGGUGACCCAGCGAAUCUGAACCGGCUUCGACCCCAUUUAGAACUCCUAGCAAAUAUUGAUCCUAGUCCAGAUGCCCCACCACCCACAUGGGAGCAGCUUGAGAAUGGACUGGUUGCUGUGCGGACUGUGGUACAUGGGCUGGUUGAUUACAUCCAAAAUCACAGCAAGAAAGGAACAGAUCAGCAACAGCCUCCUCAGCACAGCAAGUAUAAGACCUAUAUGUGCCGAGACAUGAAGCAGAGAGGAGGAUGCCCCCGUGGGGCCAGCUGCACCUUUGCACACUCACAGGAAGAACUAGAAAAAUUUCGUAAGAUGAACAAACGUCUGGUUCCUCGAAGACCCCUGAGUGCCUCUUUAGGCCAGCUGAAUGAAGUGGGUCUAUCGGCAGCAGCUAUCCUCUCAGAGGAAGGGACCAUGGACUUGCCCAGCAGAAAACAGUCUGCCUUGCCUAAUGGGAUUGUUUCAACGGGCAGUGCAGUGACACAACUUAUCUCUCGUGGAACUGACUCCAAUUAUGAUUCAGCUGUGAAGCCCGGGAAAAUUGAUCACCUUAGCAGCAGUGCCCCUGGAUCACCUCCUGACUUGCUGGAAUCUGUUCCCAAGAGUUCUCUAUCUGCCUUACCAGUGAACUCUCACCCAGUAGCCCCCCGAGGACCUGUAGACCUGCCUCCAAUAGCUGUUGGCAAGCAACUCCAAAUGGUACCACGAGGCUCCCAGUUGUAUUCAGCUCAACAAACAGAUGUGUUUUACCCAGAUCCUCGAGGAGCAGCUCCACCGUUUGAAUCUCCACCUUACCAACCAGGUGUGUAUUAUUCUGCAGCUCAGUCUUCACAGUGUAUGUCUCGAUUUGUCCGACCUCCUCCAUCUGUUCCUGAACCGGGUCCUCCUUAUUUAGAACAUUACCCGCCAUACCUCCAAGACCGCAUGGUGAAUUCUCAGUAUAGUGCACAGCCACAGCAAUACCCUUCUCUGGGACAGCCCAUAUAUCCUCCCCACUAUGACAGCCGGCGUGUGUACCCCCCUGCCCAGCCAUACCAGAGGGAAGAAAUUGUCCGAGGAAGUCCUGUGCCGAUUGAAAUUCCUCCACCAGCUGUAUCACCAUAUGUACCUGAAACAAGAGACAGAUACCCACAAAUUGAGGGCUACUAUCCAGUCGGGCCACAUCUGAGUCAGAUCAGACCUUCAUAUCACAGAGAGCCUUAUACCCGGCCUCCACCUCACUCGCAUCCCAGUCUAGAUGAAUUGCACCGACGACGAAAGGAGAUCAUGGCUCAGCUAGAGGAAAGGAAGGUCAUCUCCCCACCUCCUUUUGCUCCAUCACCAACUCUGCCACACACUUUGCACACUGAUGAGUAUAUGGAUGAAGAUCUGAAAGUAGCUGGCAAAUACAAAGGAAAUGAUUACAGCCAGUACUCUCCCUGGUCAUGUGACACCAUUGGCUCCUACAUUGGAACCAAAGAUGCAAAACCCAAAGACAUUGUUGCAGUGGGACUUGUCGAGAUGGUGAACAUAGAUAGCAAGGGGAUGCGAGACCAACGUUUGGAUUUGCAAAGGAGAGGAGCAGAGACUGGUGACGAUGAUCUUAUUCCAUUUGGAGAUCGACCUACUGUAUCAAGGUUUGGUGCCAUCUCACGUACGUCCAAAGCGAUGUAUCAGAACCCUGGUCCCAUGCAAGCCAUGACAGUUCAAGGGGCUUCUACAAAACCAGGCAACAUUUCAGAUUACAGCCCUUAUGAAACACACAGUGCAUGGGGAGCCUCACCAUAUUCACCGCAUCAAAACAUACCUCCUCAAGGACGCCUUAGUGACAGGGAGAGAUUGUCUAUGACGGAUGUGGCUGGCCAUGGGAAGCCUUUGCCUUCAUCUGAGAGGGAACAGCAGCUUCGGCUUGAACUGCAGCAACUAAACCAUCAGAUUAGCCAGCAGACACGAGGACUGGAGGCUGUUAGUAACAGGCUGCUGUUGCAGAGGGAGGCGACCCCCUUGGCAGGCCAACCACAGCCCCCACCGCCACCUCCUAAGUGGCCUGGAAUGAUCUCAAGUGAACAGCUGAGCUUGGAGCUGCACCAGGUGGAGAGGGAAAUCGGGAAGAGAACCCGGGAGCUGAGUAUGGAGAGCCAAUCUUCAUUGGAAGUGAAAAGCAAAGUGAGUGCCAGUAAGCAGACUGAAAAUGGACAGCAAAGCAAGGUACCAUCUGAGGAUCUUGCACUGACAUUCAGCAGUGAUGUUCCAAAUGGAUCAGCUCCAACCCAAGAAACCAUUGGCCUCCUCUCGAAAAAAACUGCAGCUCUGAGCUUGUCAGAGGAUACUGAAGGGGGAGGAAGUGACCAGGAUGCCCAGAGGACAGGAGCAACGCCCUCUUCUGCUCCCUGAAGGAACAAGAGCCUCUCUCCACUUCUGUCAGGGGGUCACCUUUCCCCUCAUUGAGAUAAUGGGAGACACUGAGCAAGAACUGCAACAAUGGCAGGUCCUGAGACAAUGUGCACAACACCACUACUAGAACAAACCCUGCACAUAGUUCACAUUAACACAUUUUUUAAUUAAAAAAAUGAAAAUUAGCAGUAUCUGCAAGCAACUCAGAUUAAAUUUGUUUUUGUUCUGUGAAUGAACUUUAUUUUAAUAACUUUGGAUGCCUUGAAUGCCAGGGCUUUAAAAGAAACAUAUUAUAUAUAUAAAUAUAUAUACACACACUCUGUUUGAUUAAUUGUAUGACCUUAAUGAGGUAGGUUUUCUCUUUUAUUUUGGUAUUAUUACAUACCCAGUGUAUAAUUCCUCUUUCCUCCUCCCUUCAGAAUAAGCUCACCACUGUUUUGUGUGAGUGAAAAAAAAAACAGGGAAUGAGACAGAGGAGGAAGCUCUAAAUUGCCUUGUCAGAAAAUGUGUAACAGAGUUUCUGAAAGUAAUUCUCUGUAACAGUGCUAGUUCCUUGCAAUUUACCAUCAUAUUUUUUCUAAAUGUGAUAACUUUUUAACUUUGAUUUGUGAAGCAUUUAUCAUCACCUCAGCAAUAACAAAACUAUCGUACAAAGAAAACCUCAGAGUGAAAAUGAUUUUUCCAUUUCUGAAGAGGCUAGAGGUAUCUGAUUCUUCAUUCAGUAUAAAUUGGCUAAUAUUUCAUUUAUCUUGGCACUCUCUAGAGGCAGCCAGUCUUCUCAAGUGUAGAGUAGCUUCAGAUGUGCUAGAGAUGGGUGUUAAAGAUGAGAAAUGCCGGCCUCUCUGCUUCUUUGUCAGGUCCAAAGCAGAACUUCUGUUAUUUUUUUGUAUUCUGAGGGACUGCAUAGUAUCCUAAUGCAUCUUCUGCAUCUGCCAAAGGUGAGAACUGCUAAAGCUCUACUAUGGGUGUAACGGAGAAGCAUGAAGACAGAAAAUGCAGGCACUUUUACUUCCUGUUCCCUCUGCCUCUUUCUUGCAUCCAAAGCUGCUCUUAGUUGUCACACACCUGCAUUGGAGAGGCAUGUUGACUCUCCUUGCCAUCUUCAGUCUCUGAAAGUCAGGGGUUUCUCUGAGACUCGCUUACAAGAUAAUAAAACUCCUCAGUUUUGCUUUCAGCAACUCUGUCUCAACAGCAACACCCUUCAGGAUAUACAUGGGAUAGAAACACUUGUUUCUGCAGAUGCCAUUACAUUUAAGACUGUCCUUAAAAUGCCACUAUGCAGACGGUAGUCCUACUCAUGCUGUGCAUAUUUUGACUUCCUCCUCUUUCCCUCCGACGUAUAUGUGGGUAGACAAGCCUGCUUCUCCCAUAUGGAUUAGACUACUAUAAAUCACAGAAAGCACUGGUUAUGUAAUAAGCUGAAGCAUUGCUUUGGUUGGGUAAAAGCAGAAGUUUAUAAAUCUUGUUUUAAGUUGUUUUUCUUCCCUUACCCUUUUGAGGUCAUAGCAAACUUCAGUUAUUUUGCAUCUGUCUUACUGUUAUAUAAAACAUAAUGGUGGGGAUACAGGCCCCCUGUUGCCUACCAGUAGGAGAGUCUAAGCAGAAGACUCUGUUGAGUAGUGAUUAUUUAAUUUGCCCAGUCAAGGCACCGCAUUUAUAUACUAUUUCACAUUGAAUUUGAUUAUGCCCUACAGACCUGGCUGGCCAAAAAAAUUGAUAAAUGUAUUGGCUUGGGAUUCGAGCAUUCAUUUUUUUAUUUAAAUAAAUAUAUAUAUAUAUAUAUGUAUGUAUGUAUCUAUAUAUACACACAUAUAUGUAAUUAUAUCUGUAUAUAUAUUGGGUAUGUUUUAAGAAUUUUUUCACAUGAGCGCAGCUGUUAUAAAACAUCUGGGAGGUAGAGGCACUGAAAAAAUAAAGGGCAUUUUAACUUUCAUCUUCCCUUUCUCAUAAAUUCACAUACCACUCUAACCCAAGAAAUGUUUCUUGUUCUUUCACACCACCUUUCUCUCCCCAUCCCCACCCAACCUCCCCACUUUCCAUUGAAGUCUGGAUAGAAAUAGUUCUUAAGAGAAUUGCUUACUUGAGAGAGCCCUUCACACCUUUACAAUUUUCCUGAUGAGGGAAACCGAGAGAGGAAUGAAAUAAGUAAGCACUAAACUACCUUUGCUUGUAAAGACAAUUAUUAUUAUCAUUUCUCAUGACACAGGAACUCUUUUCAGCUAACCGGGUCCAUUAUUCCUAAUCUAAAGGGCCUAGCCCAGAAUACAGCUGUCUCAUUUUUGUUUACAAGAAAAAAAAGUUUAGUCAACCUGGGACAUAUAUUAUGCAGCUCUCUCUUACAAAGAUCUUCCCCUCCAAUAAGAGUCUAGUUUGGAGAAAGAAAAAAUUGCUUUCUGUUAGGUGUACCAAGGAGCUUAAUUUCCUGUACAAGAAGUUUUCUGACUGCAUUUCAUUGUGCAUACAGUGAGUAUAUGUAAAAGGCAGGGUGGAGAACCUUUAGCCCAUGAACUAAUCUUGGCUUGCUAGAGGUUCCAGUUUGGUCUGUAAGGCCAUAUUUCAUAAACCACCCCCGUCUAGCCAUCAGGUGACUUCAUCUGAUGGUCAGGGGGAUUCAAUCCCUUCAGAAAGCAGGAUUGAAACCCCCACCCAUGAGCUGAUGGGCAGGUAGUUCAAUCCUACUAAGUUCAAGUGCAUAAGAGAGUACCCCACAAGGAACUCUUAUCACUCACCUGAAGCCUGCAGAAAGUAAGACUGAACUCCCUGUGCAUCAGCUGAUGAGCGGGAUCACCCAUCUGCCAAUUACCUGGUAUCAUCCUUAUGUCAGACUACCCACCUGUCAAAGUUGGCCCAUGGGGUGAGGUGGGGGACAUAAAGAUCUAGCCCACCAGGCCAAAAAGGUUCCCCACCCGAUACAGGGGAGUGGGAUCAUGGUGGCAAGCCCAGCCACCUUACAUUCACUAGUCUGUCUAAACUGUUCCUCUGCAUGUACAAACUAUGUGCCUAGAUUUUUAUGCAUGCUUAGGGACAUUGCAAAAAGUAGUUUGUACAUGUGCCUAAUCUGUUUGCCAUGUGUGCCAUGGGCAGAAAAACAGAAAAUGUCAUUGCUGAUCCUGUUUGAAAAGUUUCUGCUAUAAAGGUACAUGCUCUCAAUGUGAGCUUACAAGGCAGUCCUCUUAAUAUUUGUCUCACCACCACCUGGAGCUGCACUUUGUGCAGUGUCCUGUCUAGGUUAUUGUCCUGUUUGCACAAGGAAAUCGUUUUGUUUAAUCUCCUCAAACCACAUUGAUCUUGGCUUAGUUUCCUAUUUCCCUCAUUUUUGUGUGUGAAAUUUAAUCAACAAAUGUGAACACAUAAGGAAUUAGGAAAAGGCUCUGAGUUUUUCAGUGACUGUUUGGUGAAAUGUACUGAAUAGAAGAAUCUGUAGUUCAGGAGUGGGAAACCUUUGGCACUCCAAAUGUUCCUGGACUCUAGAUCUAGCAAUCGGGGUCAGGGAUUAUGGGAGUUGCAAUACUGCAACAUCUGGAGGGCCAAAGGUUCCUAACAUCUGUUGUAGUUGAUCUACUUUGGCCUUUUAUAAUCUAAUUUUCCUGGGGUCCUUAUACUGGGAACUUUUAAUGCCAUGUAAGGUAAAGGGCUGGGUGGGGGCAAUCCUUCUCUAGCAAGGAGAUUGAGUAAUUAUUGAAACCUGAGAAAUAGCAGCUGUAUGAUAAUUCCAGUGGCUCUCAAAAAAGCCCUUUUCAGAAUCUUGAGUUACAAGUACAUAAACUUGGAGAGAAAAGUCCGCUGGCAUUCCCCUUGCAUCAAUUUUUUCUUGCAUAUAGUUUCUAUCAGGUUUCUUAGAAAUAUCACAACACAGUGGGCUUUUGAAACCAUCCAAUGGGAUCCAGAAUCUGCUAGCUUUGACACCAGCUUCCAGAUCCUGUACCUUUGUACUCAAGAUGCCUCAUUACAGUUAGGAAACAGGAAAACAGUCAUAUACAUAGAUACACAUACAUCACCAUCAUAGAUGAACCAUACAGGAGCAUCCUUCAUAUAUGCUGUGCUUGAGUGUCUGACAUAUUUUUCUCUGAUAUGUUUAGCAUAAAAUUUUCAUAGCUGUGAUUAGUGAACUCUUCCGUAGAUUACCACUUUCUUUUCACUAAGUGAUAAUGGAUUCUAAUUUUUAUUUUUUAUUUAAUCUCCUGUUCCCUUUAGUCCUUGUUAGAGCAUUAUAGUCAUUUGUUGCCCUUUAUACUUUGGUGGUAUGACAUCAGAUAGUCGGCUUAGUAAUGUGUACUCACUGAAACACUCCUUGAUAAAUAGAACAAAAUUCAAUCCUAUGGAAGAUUUAUGAAGGAUUUACAGGUAAUACUUUUAAAAGUUUAACUGAGGAUCAGAAUAAUAUUAAAGAAACUCAUUCAGUGUAUGAACAAAUGUAAUUCUUAUUGCCCUAGAAUAAUUUAAGUACGUUCUUACUCUUUCAGGUUAACUUUUUGCAGUAUCCAUUCUAAUUUAGCUAUUCUGGCUCCUUCUGCUUCUUGUUUUUUCAUUUCCCUCCAUCACCCUCCCUGAUCAUGCACCAAUUGAAAGCUUGCUGCCUCAAAACAGAGCAUUCAGAUGAAUUCGCUUAGCCAAUAACUUCUGUGAAGUUGCCUUUUCUAAUGGUGUUAUUACUCAGUGAUGCACAAAUGUGGUAUUGUCCCUACUGGUAGGCAAAUGAGGGGGGUCUGUAUAAAUGUGGGAAAUACCCCCCUCUUUUUUGUUCAAGGAGAGCCAAAGACUUGUGCUUUACUCUUGAUUUGGAGGGGGGGCGCGUUAUUUUAUUCAUUUUACUGGGUUAGCCAGUUUGGAUUUAACAUUGUUUUAUGUUUUCAGCUCUUAACACUGGUAAACAUAUGUAAACGCUCAUGACUGUUGAGCCUUACAAAAAUACAUUCAGUGAUGGUGAAUUAUUAGCACAUUUCAGAAGUGGUAUGUUUAAGCCUCAUUAAAUUUGCAGCCAUUUAUAGCUCCCCUUUUCUAUUUUUUUAAAUGCUUGAACAAUCUCCCAUCAUGGUUCAAUUUGCAAUUUGCAAAAAAAGGCUUAUUAAAAAGCUAUUGUUUACUGUCAUUGUUCCUGCUUCAAGUUUUCUAUUGAACGCUAGUAAAAGUAAAUAUAAGGAAGCUUGAAGAAUUUGAAUGGAAGUAGCACCAGAUGUAAUGAAAAGCAGAAGUAAAUGCAUGGAGACACACUGCUCAUGCUGUUUGUGCAGGUAGAUCUGUGGUACUUGGCUACAGAAAGUAUAUUGCAUUCUGUCCUGGAAAUAUGACACAUUACAUCCUUUUUCUGCAUAUCCAAACUAUAUAGAACCCUCUCUCAUUAGUCAAAGAUUAAUACAUGAAUUCAUAAAGGCAAUAAUAUAUAACCAAAAAUCACUUGGUUUCAUAUUUCCACUAAAGCAGGCAUUGGCUUCUUUAAAGUAAACAGCCCCAAGGAGGUUACUCUUCAGUUGUUUUCCCUAAUUUCAUCAAUACGUUCAUAGUGUAAAUUACAUGAUGGUCUACAAGUUUGUAAAUCUUUCUCUCUAUGGAAGGAAACUUUUUUCCAGAGCUAGGUUUGCCAGGCUGUACUCUUGAAAUCCUACCUGUUUCUUUAAAAGAUCUGGAAGGAGCAGAAGAAAAUAUACCACAAACACAUUUCCCAUCCUUAUUCCAUCAUCCACUCUCACACCCUAUUUGUUACAAUCAGGACUCCAGUUUUAUCUUAUACUACAUGGAGGUAGAUGGUAGACAAGUAUACCAGUGGGAGAACUGGAUGGAAAGCCUGCAAAUUGCAUUCUCUCCCCUUGCCUCAAAAUAUUUAAAGGGGCAGACAGAACUUCCCAAUUGGAGUCUGACAACCCUAGAUAUUUACUUCGUCCAGUCUGUGUUGUCAAAGUCAACAGUUUACAUUAUUAGUAUGAAUGAGAAUUUUAAAAGAAAGCUUCAGUGGUAUUGGUUGAUUAAAGUCAAUAUUUGACUUUAUAUUCUAAAUCAAGCCCCCAUAGUGGCCUGCUCCAGAAAGAAUAUGACAAUGGCCUCAUUAAGACAUAGUGCUAAAACAUGUUUUUAGCAUUACAACAAGCCUGUGUUAGUCUUUGCAUGCUCCUUGGAACAGCUGCAAGGAGGGGUUCAGAAUAUUUUGUUUGUUUUAGAUUAACUACAGCUUGCCAUGUGGUCUGUACCAGGAGAAAAUGCUCAACUUCUUUUUUUAGACAAGCCAGCUUCAAACCAUAGAUUAACUACAUUUUUUUUUUGCUUGGGCAAUAUGGUAAACUCUGGCUAAUCUAAACUGGAAACAGAAGCUUUCAAGCUCCUUCUGGCAACCACUUUGGAGGAGGGGAUGAGUGCACAAGUCCAAGGUUCAUAGAAGCUCAUUCUUGUAAUUCUAAGCAUCAUGUCCAAAUAUAGUGAACCAGUUCACACAUCGCAUUAAAUCAUUGUGUAAAACAAAUUAUGGUUUCAUGUGAAUAGUGAGUAUGCUGGUGCAUGCUGCUCCAAAGCUCUGUCACCAAACUGCAGAUGAAACAAGCCAAAAUCUGGCUUGUCAUGUUGCCUGAACCAGGGCUUGUGUUUUUUCCCCUCCAAACAAACCAUGAGUGGUGACCAACAUUUGUUCUUGGCUUGCUGCUCGUACUGUGUUCAGAGAAAACAAACUUCAAGCUUGGGUUUUAGACAACAUGACAAGCCAGUAGAAACAUUUGAGGAGUAUGCUGCUCAUUCACAUGAAACCAUAGCCAGCUUUAUACUAUUAUUUAAUAGUAUAAAAUUAAGCCAAUUAAAUGUUGGUACAGAAUUCCCCAUUUCCACUUCUUUACUCCCCCUCAAUAUGGCACAUACCACAAAGGACGAUUUUACAGUUCACAGUGUUCACUCUCUCUCUCUCUCUCUCUCUCUCUCACACACACACACACACACACACACACACACUCACACACUGAUUGAUUAAACUAUAAAUUGCAUGAGAUUAAAUAUGUCCCUGCUUCACCAAAUGGUUUCUGAUGUAACUGCUCUUUACAGAACAUGAAUAGAGACUAACUAUAUCUUUUGUAGGGUGCAGAAUGCCAUUUUCCCCCCAGAAAGGGAAUCCACAAAGCACUACAAAAAUACUUCUUCAACUUCACCAUCUCCCUGGUGCGUGAGUUGAUCACAGGUUGUUUGUAAUUUGCUUCUAUUGACAAGCAGCAGAUAUUCAGUUCUGGGGGAAGACAAUCCACCAUUUUCAGGAACAGUUGUCCAAUAUUCAUCAAAGUAAUAAUUUUUAAACACCCCAAAUUAUUUCCUUUUUCACUGAAUCAACCCAGAGACAGUUCUGUAGUUAUCAAAACUGUAGCUUAUUAGGGACAUAUUAAUGAUGUCCAAAGUAAAACAGGAAAAUUGCCCCUUCACUGCUUCAGUGGGAUUCCUGUGGUAAACAUGUCUGGAAUGGUCAGUGUUUUAAUGAAUUACUAUGGCUGAAAUUGUUUUUUUAUUUCUCUGAGCUACUGCAAUAAGGGUCUGGUUUUGAAAGGCAGUGAUUACUUUCAGCUUUCAUUAUGAUGAUAUCUUAAAAGUUCAGUAAUAGCUACAAUUACCAUCUGACUGGAUUGCUUCAGUUCUGAUAUCUAACAUUAGUUGCCUAUACCUAAAUAACUUACAUAUUUAUAGCCAGAUGAUGCUUUUUUUCCCCCCACAUACAAAAAAGUGUUUCAUUUUGGAGCCAACAGUUUGGGAUUUUUUUUUACCAAAAGAAAAACUAUAAAGCUUAAAUACAGUCUCUCUCUGUCUCAAAAUUAAAAGUAUUAGAUAUGCUGAUGUUACAUGUAUACAUAUCUUUUAUAAAAACAAAAUCCUGUGGAGUAUUUGGUGUUUGCUAUAAACAAAAUUUGUUUGCUUCUGUGUAUGUUAAAGUGACUUUGGGCACAAUUUGUAAGUGGGAAUAUCUUCGUACACAAGUCACAUUGAAUACAUGGGAUAUGUGCAAGAAGACCACCUCUGUGCCCUCUUGUCAUUAAUGUUAGUUUGUUGUGGCAGACAAUACUCACAAGUCUUUGGCAUCCAAAACCAGGUUGUGUAACUGGAUCAGAAUCCCUCAACUGGAUUUGCAUAGGGAGAGCCUUCCAACUGAGCAUUAGAUAAAGGUAGCUAGGGGUAGGGAACAAGACUGGCAGUCCCACUUAUUUUGCCAGCUGUCUACAGAGCUGAGUUUCAAGCUCUGUACAGAUGCAUAAAUUGAUUCUCUGCUGCCUAUUGUGAGUUUACAAUUGCCUUACAGUCUCUGCUUGCUAUGUAAGCAGCCUCUUUGCUAACCAUGGACCCCUUUCCUUGAAGGCGACUUUAUCAGCAGCAUGGUGGCAUUUUAAAACUAGUUUUGAAGGACCUGCAGUCAAUAAUCUAGAUUUUGCUCCUUAUUUUUCUUCAUCAAACCUGCCUCGCUCUCAAAUUCCCCUGACCACUUCCAGUUGUGGGAUUUCUCUAAACGUGUGUGCAUCCUUUAUGGUUGUGUGCGGGGGGGGAGGGGGUGUUAAGCCAAGUUUCCUUUGGUCUUUUUAGGAUUGUACCAAUCUCCCCGAGACAUUCUUAAGUCAUUAUCACCUUUUUGGGUGGAGUUCAUUUUUUAAUAACUUUUUUGACAUUUUGGUGCAUAUAUGCUUGGGAUAGAGCUCAUGUAAUUUACCAAUCGUAUUGAUUGUAUGUGAUUGUGCCCUGCAGAGGUAUAUUUAACAAAAAUAAAAAAUAAAAAAUUAGUCUAGGAUGAUGCUGAUGAUAAUAAAGAAGACUCCAAGACAUUGAA
Rhineura floridana is the source of this 12791-nucleotide messenger RNA. It is a transcript of the gene RC3H1, whose product is annotated as ring finger and CCCH-type domains 1. Lineage: Eukaryota; Metazoa; Chordata; Lepidosauria; Squamata; Rhineuridae. Gene Ontology annotation, molecular function: metal ion binding. Bases 617 to 4021 code for a protein of 1134 amino acids. The transcript is spliced from 21 exons. The record is from RefSeq and is a predicted model, not a curated record.